AUCUGUAUCACACACGCACACACGCACGCACGGAGGGAGAGAGGGAGAGAUUGCCCCACAUCUUUGUUGCUAUAACUACCCUGUGUUACGACAGGCAGAGAUGAAGCCGUCUGCAGGCGACACACCGCGGAUCCAGUAGCCUACUCAUCCUGUUCGCGUAGUUUUUUUCCCAACAUUCAACUACAAUUGAUGAGAAAAUGAUGAGCAGUCUGAGGUUGGGAGAAUCUGAAACAACUAGAAACGGAGUCUAAAAAACGUUUUAUGGAUAUAAAGUUACAAAAGAAACUACUUUACCGAUCCUCCUGGCGCGUGUGUUUGAUCGGGACCUGGAGUGUGUUGGGGGGCUAUGGUGAGGCGAUGUGCACAAGCUGGGGUGAGGAGAGAUGUACCAGCAUCAGUGGAGGAAGAAGAGGUAAAGGAGUGGUUCUUCAUUCAUGGCUGUUCGUCUUGCUCCUGUUCUCGGCUCUCUUGGGCCAAGCUUCCCCCCAGUGUCCGGACAGCUGCCACUGCGCCUGGGACACGGCCACGGUUCAUUGCUCAGACACCGGGCUGCGGGAGAUCCCAGAGGGGAUCCCACCGGAAACUGUCUACCUCCACCUGGAACGCAACUACAUCCGGAGCAUCCCAGAGACUGCCUUCAGCGACCUGGUCCAUCUGCGGGAUCUGUACCUGUCCCACAAUCGCAUCGACUCGCUGGCAUCAGGGGCCCUGCGGCACCUGGGCUCCGAGCUGCGCCUGCUGGACCUCUCACACAACCAGCUGAAGCAGGCCAGCAGGGAGGAGUUUGGCUCCACCCGUGCAAAGAUGCGCCUCUACCACAACCCCUGGCACUGUGACUGCACCCUCCAGGAGCUGAUGGAGAACCUGAACCUGGAGCCCGAGACGGUGAAUGGGAUAAUGUGUGAAAGCUCUGUGCGGGGGGUGGGUGAGGGCAGCAGGUGGGAGGACCCGGGGUCCCAGGGCGAGCAUGCAGGUCAAUCCCUGGUCAAGCUGUUGGACUCUGGGGUGAAUUUCUGCAGUCUGCAGAGGAAAACCACUGAUGUAGCCAUGCUGGUGACAAUGUUUGUUUGGUUCUUCAUGGUCAUCGUGUAUGUAGUGUACUAUGUGAGGCAGAACCAAGCUGAGGCCCGAAGACAUUUAGAGUACCUGAAGAGUUUGCCCAGCCCACGCAAGACCCCCACAGAGACAGACACUCUUAGCACUGGUUUCUGAACUCAUGCUCACAAUAGAAUAAUAACAAAAUGGUAUUCUUAUGGAGAGCAACAGAUAAGCUUCAAAAUGCUUUGUGAUUGUAAUAUUUCUUGAUAUUUGUUACAAUUGAGCCCUCCUACCAUGUGUUUCUGGAUAUUUCUUUACCUUGUGCAUUUUUCUCAAUGAAAUGAAAAUAUCUGCAAACUUUGACUAGUGUAAUCAUUUAAAAUGCAAACUUCUCAUAACUUUACAUUUACACUGCAGUGUUUUUGUUGAAGUUGAAAGGUUGAGAAAGACUAGGAGAAAAAGAAAAUUCUCUGAACUUCAUAACCUUUUCUCUUCCUCUGUUCUCAACUCAACUCAACUUUAUUUAUAAAACACCCUUUAAAAAAACCGCCGCAGCUGAAACAAAGUGCUGCACAUGGAUGAAAACACGUAGCACAAGACACAAAACACAAAAACAAUAUAAAAACAACAAGACCAAUGAAACAAAAACAGAAACAGAGUCUCAUGCUGGGUUAAAAGCCAAGGAAUAGAAGUGGGUUUUAAGACAAGUUUUAAAAAUGGGCAGUGAAGGGGCUUGUCUAAUGUGCAAUGGGAGGUCAUUCCACAGUUUAGGACCGGCAGCGGAAAAGGCUCUAUCCCCUCUGAGCUUCCGUUUAGUUCUCCCUCUUCUCAUCUAAUUUCUUCUCCCAACGUGCCCCAUACUGUGGUCUUUUAUUUUCCAUUAGGCUGUAAUUGUAAUUAGCAGACUUUGACCAAUUGACCCUUAAUGAACACUUGAAAGCCACUAAUCAGUGGGAGUGUGAUUAUCAGGUGGAAAAAGAGAGACUUGUGCAAACUUAAAUGUGUGUCCUCAUCUAAUUACCUGUUUCAUUUGUGCCUGUUUGUGUUCAUGUGGAGUUUUGUGCAUUGUAACGGGCCAUUUUGAAAAAGUUAUUUUUGCAAGGAUGCUAUUUAAGCCUUUCCCAGUAGAUGUCAUGAUGAAGCCAGUGGUUUCUGUGCCAGUGUAUAGCUGCUGAUCUAAAUUUACUCUGUAAGCCAUUAGAGCUGAGGGUGAACUGUUUUGUCUCCCCGAGCUGCAGCCAUCAGCUCUAAAAUAUCUGGGCAGCUUACACAGCUUUCCACUGAUCGGUACAAAGACAUUUCAGCCUGAUUUAGAAAUAGAUCAUUGUCAUAUAUUAGAUUAGUGAGGCAGUUUGUCCUGGGAGAAGCCGUUAGUUUAGCUUUAAUUAAUCUCUUGAGGACUGCUUUUCAGUCCCUCUCUCCACUGAUAGUUGUUUACAAAUCGUUCAGGCUCCUAUUUUCCACAAAGGCUUCAUUAUAAUUGAUUAUUUUUCAAGCCACAGAAAAACAAAAGCAAAACACUUUGAUAACAAAUGAAUAAUGUUCUCAGUUAGUACAUUUAACGCCUGCAAUAUUAAAACUAAUGCAAUUCCUGACGUGUAAGUGAACCUCCAAUAUUUUACAAACUUGACUGGAUCAACACCUUUUGUUUCCCUUAAGUUCAUAUUAACUGUUACAAUAUGUGGGGCAUUAUUUGCAUCGGAGGGUGCUUUGUUUUGUUAAUAUAUGUAUAUAUGUAUAUUAGCUGUCUUUUCGACACAAAUAGAGAGUAAAAUGACUCUGAGUCUGGAACAAAAGAGCUCCCAAAUUAAUUCCAGGGUCAAUUCUGAGUUAUUACGACAUUAUUGGCAGAUAUUAAAGCAGAAAAAUAUAUAUAUAUUUCCACCCCCCCCCCAUGUGCCCUUUUUUCUGAACUUUUUUCAAUUUAUUUGGAUAACUAAUACUAUACUUUAUUUGCUAUUUAUUAAGUUAUAUAAAAACUUGGAAACGUGCCUGAGUAAAUUAUCACAAAAUUAUCAAAAAUGUGUCUUUGAUCAUUGAUGGAUUAAAGUUUAGUUACUACCUUUUAAAUGUUCAUAGAUGUAAUAAAAAUGACUGUGCCCCAUAUUAUGUAACAAUUGGGUUAGAAUAGUGGUAGGAGCUGAGGCUAAUCCUCGAAUAAGAAAAACCUUCUGUGUACUGUGACGUGCUAAAUGUGGUGUGUGUGCUUUGUAACUAACAGAAAAGGAUUGGAAGAAGUUUGUGUUGUUGAUUUGGAUAAACAUACUGUGAAUUAGAGCUAGUAUCAGUUUAACUUGGAGUAGAACAAGGUUGAUGUGCCGAUUUGUUCCGUGUGGAUAGACUUGUGAAGCACUGUCGGUGUAACUUUGAGUGCUAUGUGUCUGUCACAAAUGCUACUUCUAAUGUUUAUAUGUCAGAUGUCACUUUACCCAAAUGCAUUACUAAUUUUAAAAUCACAAACACUUAAGCUCAGAAAUAUGAUACUGAUAACCCAAAACUCAAGAACCAGGCAUGUCAAUGUGCAUAUUUUUUAUGUAGGUAUUUUUAUUUAUUGCCGAUUUUUUUCUCUUCCAGUGAAUGUUCACUCCUGUUUGUUUUUGUGUCCUUAACAAGGGUCAAGCUAGAUAUUGACAACUAUUACAUUACAUAAAUCAUCUAUCAAAAAGUGAUUUUAGGAAAAACAACAAUCUACUUUGUUCAUAGAAAUGUUUCUACCUUUUAUUUCUACAGUAGGUUGAAAAAAAAAGCAAGAGGAUGAAGGAAAGUACAGAAAGACAUUAUCAAUUCACAGAAUGAGCUGAUCAUGGUUUGCAGUGUUUCCUAUUUCUACUCUACCAUGUGUUAAAGCUAAAGGAAGUAAUUGAAAGACUAUUUUACAUUGACACAUGAUAUGAACUUUCACCGCUUUCAGUCCUCUCCCCGCUGCCUUUUCUCAAACUCUGAGGUGUUUCUUCCCCUGGAAAUGUAUCUGGGCAUCACCACAAAAACACCCAGUGGCAGCGGGUCACUUUAAAAUGUUUAGGAAUUUUCUUUCGAAAGACUCAAAACCACUGCCCCAGAUAUUUCACGGAGGGGGAGAACAAAACAGGUUAUAAAUAAAAAGCAACUUCAGCCUG
Molecule: messenger RNA, 4154 nt
Organism: Eleginops maclovinus (Patagonian blennie)
Lineage: Eukaryota; Metazoa; Chordata; Actinopteri; Perciformes; Eleginopidae
Product: leucine-rich repeat-containing protein 3-like
Exons: 2
Coding region: 262-1212 (316 amino acids)
Molecular function (GO): protein binding
Source: RefSeq, a predicted model, not a curated record